AUGAAAUCUGGUUGGUUACACAUUGCUCGUGAUGGUCUUCUCGUACCUCGACCCUCUUCUUCUCUGAAGAAGAAGAAGAAGAAGAAGAAGCAGAAGGAGGAGGAGGAGGAGGAGGAGGAGGAGGAGGAGGAGAAGGAGGAGAUGGAGGCAGGUUAUGAGCCCCACCAUCGUCUUCUUCAUCAACAGGAGGAACAAGAACGGCUCCAAAGCACCCUCCUUUUCGACGCCCUUUACUGCUCGGAGGAGCACUGGGGAGGAGAGGAGGAGGAGGAGGAGGAGGAUGAGGAAGAGGAGCUAGCGGGUGAUGGGCUUCUGUCGGAAGAGAGAGAUCACAGGUUGCUGAGCCCGCGAGUCUUGCUCGAUCAGGACUUGCUGUGGGAGGACGAGGAGCUGGCCUCCCUCUUCUCCAAAGAGGAGCGGAGCGGCAUGCAUCCGAAUCUGGAAAACGACCCGUCUUUGGCCGAUGCUCGCCGCGAGGCCGUGGAGUGGAUAAUGGGAGUCCACGCGCACUACGCGUUCUCCGCUCUCACGGCUCUGCUCGCGGUGAACUACUGGGACAGGUUCAUGUGCGGCUUCCGUUUGCAGGAAGAGAAGCCGUGGAUGACUCAGCUCUCCGCCGUCGCUUGUCUCUCCCUCGCUGCCAAAGUGGAGGAGACCCAAGUGCCCCUUCUCAUUGAUUUCCAAGUCGAGGACAGCUGCCCCGUCUUUGAGGCGAAGAACAUACAGAGAAUGGAGCUCCUGGUGCUCUCGUCGCUUGAUUGGAAGAUGAAUCCAGUGACCCCGCUAUCGUUUCUUGAUUACAUGACAAGGAGACUGGGGCUGACGGGCCAUCUGUGCUGGGAGUUCCUUAGAAGGUGCGAGCACGUCCUCCUCUCUGUAAUCUCAGAUUGCAGAUUCACGUGUUUUCUUCCUUCAGUGAUAGCUGCCUCCACAAUGCUGCACGUAAUCAAUGGCCUAAAACCUCGUCUCGGUGUCGAAGACCAAACCCAGCUCUUGGGAAUCCUAGGAAUGGGCAUGGACAAGAUCGAUGCUUGCUACAAGCUCAUCAACGACCACGCCUCAAGAGGCCAGAAUUAUCCACACAACAAGCGCAAGUUUGGCUCGGUCCCCGGGAGCCCCAGAGGAGUAAUGGAAAUGUGCUUCAGCUCCGAUAGCUCCAAUGACUCUUGGGCCGUGGCGGCUUCGGUUUCUUCCUCCCCAGAGCCUCACUCCAAGAAGAGCAGAGCCGGCGAAGAAGCCGAAGAUCGGCUUCCGCGGGGGUCGCUCGACGUCGAAGACCAUGCUCAUGCGGAUGUCUUCAGCUUCCCUCACUAGUACUCCUUCCUGGUUCUGGUUAUUAUACUCUUAUAUGUUGGAAAUAACAUUUCAUAUGUUCAUGUAAUGUUCAAGUUAAAUUGCCAACCAUCUCUCGGUUCCGGCCUAAUCCCCAGACGAUCGAAUAGCGAAAUGGGAAGUUGCAGAAA
Messenger RNA from Syzygium oleosum, 1463 nucleotides. RefSeq names its product cyclin-D3-1-like. The coding region runs from base 1 to 1314 and encodes 437 amino acids. NCBI's taxonomy places the organism in Eukaryota, Viridiplantae, Streptophyta, Magnoliopsida, Myrtales, Myrtaceae. The record is from RefSeq and is a predicted model, not a curated record. Gene Ontology annotation, cellular component: nucleus; cyclin-dependent protein kinase holoenzyme complex; cytoplasm. The transcript has 5 exons. Gene Ontology annotation, biological process: regulation of cyclin-dependent protein serine/threonine kinase activity; mitotic cell cycle phase transition. Gene Ontology annotation, molecular function: cyclin-dependent protein serine/threonine kinase regulator activity.